AUGCUGACGCCAGCGGUGGCCGUUGGCAUUGCGGCCGGCGCUGUGGUGUUCGUGGGCUCGCUGCUCGCAGUGUUUAUGCUACUGCGACAUGGCGGGUCGUUCGAGCGCAUGCAGCAGGAGGCAGCGGGGCUGCCGACGACGUUGGGGGAGCAGAAGCCGCUGCUGUACGACGAACUGCUGGAGAAGGCAAAGACUUGGGGCGCUCGUCCAGCGCAGCUGGGCACGGACCAGUUGCUGGAAGGGAAGUGCGUCUGCGUGAGGGACUUUUGCGCCUAUAGAGACGCUGCGGAUCUCUUUGCUAUCUCGAGUGGGGAGCGACGCGGCGGUCUCUUUCGCGACGUGACGUACGACGCCGACGAGAUGAUCUGGAGGUACCUCCCACACGGACCGUUUGCGUCAGCCGCUGCGUUUCAGCGGUUCUACGCGACGGAGAAGGACGAUGCACGUCACUUUGUGCUGGUGCAUCGAGAGAGCAAGCAGUCGAUUGGAAUGGUGACGCUGGGCGAGCACUCGCCGACAGACCUUCGUAUCGAGUUGAUGCACUUGUGGCUCACGCCGGCUUUCCAGAACACCACGGCAAUGACAGAGAGCGUUUUGCUGCUGUUGACGUAUCUGUUCGAUAGGGGAUACCGUCGAGUGGAGUGGCGGUGUGACGGGCACAAUGUUCGCGCUCGACGUGCUGCGCACUCGUUGGGAUUCACUUUUGAAGGUGUGAUGCGGAAGCACCGAAUCGUCAAGAGCUGCAACUGCGACACUGUUGUCUUUGCGGCUAUCAACAGCGAGUGGAAGGUCAUGCGAGGGCAUCUCGAACACAAGCUCUGGCAAGCGCUGCAUAGGGAUAGUGGUGAGUCGGACGUGAAGAAGACGCAAUGA
Hyaloperonospora brassicae is the source of this 873-nucleotide messenger RNA. The record is from the annotation of a GenBank genome assembly. NCBI's taxonomy places the organism in Eukaryota, Oomycota, Peronosporomycetes, Peronosporales, Peronosporaceae.